AUGUCGGGUCAGGAAGUCAGGUCAGGAUUCAUUCAAGCUUGCAUGAAGAGUGACGAUGACAAAGGCGCCAAGGCAAUACUGCAAACAGGGGCGCCGCUGAACCGUCGCAUGCAACUAUGCAAGCAUGAGAGCAAAAAAUGUUUCGGAAUCAAGGGUCCGUCGAGUCCAAAUUCGGGUAGAAGGUUUUCCAUCAAGAUUGCAGAAGCUAGACCCUCUGUACGUCGUGCCCUUGCUGCCACUAGUAUUGUUCCAGAUCUUAGUGUUGAUGAAGACGAUGACAAUGAUAAUGAGGAAUUGAUUGAAGAUGAAGGACUUGAUGAAAAUCACGGUGAUGAUCCAAGUCCUAAUGAGAAUGAGGGCAAUGCAGAUGGUGAUGGUAUGAAUCACAAUGAGAAUGGUGACACCGAAUCUGAUGAAGAAGGGCUUAAUGAGAAUCUGGAUGCAGUUUAUAAUGACUUAAUUGAGGAACCAAGUGAGAAAGUUCCAUCGAACCUUUAUGAUCCUAGAGUUUGGGAUAGUCUAGAUGAUAAAUGGAGAGAUCUGUUAGCUGUAAAAGGUCCCGAUUAUACACUCGACAGUCCUAAAGAUAGAUUGAAUAAACGCUUUACUUCAGGAUUAUACACUCGACACAUACAUAAUGGAGAGACAUCUGAUAGGAUAUGGCUUGAAUACUGCAAAGAGAUUGAUAAAGCAUUUUGUUUUUGUUGUAAGUUGUUUAAGAAAAAGCCUAUGAUAACUCAGCUAGCAAAUGAAGGAUAUAAUGAUUGGUCACAUGUGGGUGUGCGGCUUAAUGAACAUGAAGUUAGUAAGGCGUAUAUUCAUAACAUGGCUACUUGGAUUGAGUUGCAGCUUAGAUUGGAAAAGGAUCGGACAAUUGACAAAUCUUUCCAAGAUCAUAUCAUAAAAGAGAAGGAGCAUUGGAGAAAACUGUUACGAAUGUUGAUUUCAAUUGUGAAAUAUCUUGCUAAAUACAAUUUGGCGUUUCGGGGCAAAAAUCAGCGGAUUGAUAAAGAAAACAAUGGAAAUUUUAUGGGAUUAGUUCAGAUGGUGGCAGAGCAUGAUAAAGUGGUGGAGGAACAUCUUCGUCGCAUUCAGAAUAAGCAGAUCCGUUAUCAUUAUCUAAGUAAUGUUAUCCAAAAUGAGUUGAUACUCAUGAUAUCUUCUGAAAUCCGAGGUGCAAUCAUAUCUCGGGUUAGAGAAGCUAAAUACUUUUCUGUUAUACUUGAUUGUACUCCUGAUAUUAGUCACCAAGAACAGAUGACUCUGAUUUUGAGAUGUAUGGAUGUCACUGUUAGUCCAGUUAAAGUGGAUGAGUAUUUCAUACAAUUUUUGAAUGAGGAUGACACAAGUGGCCUUGGACUUUUUCAGGAGUUGCAGAUGGCUCUAACAGGUCUUGGUCUUGAUAUUGAUAAUGUUCGAGGACAGGGAUAUGAUAAUGAAUCAAAUAUGAAAGGGCAUAAGCAAGGUGUACAGAGUAGACUUCUGGAUAUUAAUCCAAGAGCAUUUUACACUCCAUGUGCUUGUCAUAGCCUUAACUUAACCCUUUGUGAUAUAGCAAACUGUAACAUCAAAGCUCAGGAUUUCUUUGGAGUAGUACAACGAAUUUAUUCCUUGUUCGCAAAUUCUACAAAACGUUGGAAGAUUUUGAUGGAUAAUCUUAUAGGAGUUACUCUCAAGCCAUUAUCGACCACACGUUGGGAAAGUCGUGUUGAAAGUAUUAAGGCAAUUCAAUCACAACCUCUACAGAUCAGACAAGCUUUACUUCAAUUAGCAGAAAAUGACAAAGACACAAAAAUAAGAAGUGAAGCUAAAUCUUUAGCAAAGUACGAGCUUGAGGAUUUUGUGUUUUUAUUAGGCAUGACUAUUUGGUAUAAGAUAUUGGUGACUGUUAACAAGGUUAGUAAGCGUUUGCAAGAGAAAGAUAUUCCAAUUGAUGUUGCUAUAGAAUUAGUAAAUGGCUUAAUUAUUUCUUUCAGAAAGUAUAGAGAAACUGGGUUUGCAGAGGUCAUGAUUACUGCCAAAACACUUGCUGCUGAUUUAGGAGUUGAUCCAGUAUUUUCUGAGAAGCAGCAAAUCUUUAGAAAAAAAGCAUUUUGA
This is a messenger RNA of Asparagus officinalis (garden asparagus), 2097 nucleotides long. RefSeq names its product zinc finger MYM-type protein 1-like. Bases 1 to 2097 code for a protein of 698 amino acids. The record is from RefSeq and is a predicted model, not a curated record. Lineage: Eukaryota; Viridiplantae; Streptophyta; Magnoliopsida; Asparagales; Asparagaceae. The transcript has 5 exons.